This is a messenger RNA of Parastagonospora nodorum SN15, 1668 nucleotides long. RefSeq lists its product as hypothetical. Bases 1 to 1668 code for a protein of 555 amino acids. The transcript has 4 exons. The record is from RefSeq and is a predicted model, not a curated record. Gene Ontology annotation, molecular function: hydrolase activity. NCBI's taxonomy places the organism in Eukaryota, Fungi, Ascomycota, Dothideomycetes, Pleosporales, Phaeosphaeriaceae.
AUGGUGUCGCUCGACCUGAUGAUGCAGCUUGACUGGAUUACCGUUCUCAACCACGGCAAAAUGGUUCUCCUAGCCGCCUGCCAGCGACUGGCUGUUGCAUCCGCGAUCCUCUCUACUGUCACGGCCUCAAGCGCGGUCGCCCUUCCUGGUUAUGGUAGCUUUGUUGGCACGACUGUCAAUCAGACGUUGACGAAGAAGGCUCUGCCAGCUCCCGUGGAUGCGUGGCUGGGAAUCGACUACGCCAAGCAACCUGUUGGCGAAGGACGUUUCGCGCAUGCGAGCCCUCCAGCGUCGUUCUACGGCACGAAGAAUGCUACCCAAUACGGCUUUGCGUGUAUCCAGGAUCCGGAGGACUUACCUCUUCCGCAAGAUGAGGCUUGCUUGAGCAUGAACGUUUUCCGCCCAAAGAACGUUUCGUCGAGCGCCAAGGUACCCGUGCUGAUUUGGAUCCAUGGAGGUGGGUUCGUGCAGGGAAGCGCGCGAAGCUUCGACGGUGCUGCUUUUGUAGCAAACUCCAAAGAGCCGCUGAUUGCUGUGACAUUCAACUACCGGGUCAACUCGCUCGGCUUCAUGCCUCAUCCAGUAUUUGAGCGCCAGGGACUGCUGAACCUUGGACUCCUUGACCAAGAGCUGUUAUUCAAGUUCGUGCAGCAGUACAUUUCCGCUUUUGGCGGCGACCCCAGCCGAGUGACCAUUGGCGGUCGUUCUGCAGGUGCUCAUUCGGUAGGCAUUCAUUUGUUCCACAACUACAACAAGACCGAGGGUGCCUCGCCCCUCUUCUCCCAGGCUCUCCUCCAGUCUGGAAGUAUUACCGCUCGUUCGUUUCCCAACGCAUCUUACCCGCUGUAUCAGCAGCAGUUCAGCCGCGUCCUGCAAGCUAUUGGCUGCGAUGAGGUCGCCAACAGCACGGAUGCUGCCAUCUUGAGCUGCUUGCGUGCCGCGCCCAUCGAGAAGAUCGAGAAGAUCAGCUCAGAUCUGUUCAGAGAGUCCGAGUAUCCGAUUACUUGGCCAUUCCAGCCUACCCGCGGCGGCCCACUCCUCGAGCUUUCAGGUUCAGAGGCCGGCAUCAACGAGCAGUUCUUCAAGAUCCCGACCAUCACCACAAAUGUCCUUGAUGAGGCGAAAUACUACAGCGCUGGUAACAUCUCGACGAACGAGCAAUUCCUCGCUUUCUUCAAGAACCUUAUCCCUGGUCUGAGUAUCGCAGAUCUUUCCGAUUUGGAGGCCCUGUACCCCGAUCCUGCCAACGACGUGAAUGGCCCGUACGCAAACAGUCCCAACUCGACACAGUACAACCGCAUCUCCGCAGCUCUUACAGACUUCAUGUACGUCUGCCCCGGUCAGGAAACAGCCACGCGCAUGUCCGCUGCCGGAGUCCCCGUGUACAAGCUGAACUUCGCUGUCAACAACACCUUUCCCACAUGGAAAGGCAUACCCCAUACAGCCGAUACCAAGUACACAUGGCUCGAGCCAAGCGGAACUGGUGGCGUACAGCACCCUGAGGUCGGCAAGUUACUGCACGGAUAUUUCUCGGAUUUCGUAAGCCUUGGUGACCCGAAUGCUGGUAACAAGCCUGGUCUCCCAAGGUGGCCCAAGUACGAGGAUGACUAUGAGAACGUUGAGGAUGGAGGCGUUUGGAAACAGCAGAGUGGAAGGAGAUGGGAAUAG